Messenger RNA from Salvelinus namaycush (lake trout), 1965 nucleotides. RefSeq names its product synaptonemal complex protein 1 (gene sycp1). The coding region runs from base 1 to 1965 and encodes 654 amino acids. Lineage: Eukaryota; Metazoa; Chordata; Actinopteri; Salmoniformes; Salmonidae. Gene Ontology annotation, molecular function: double-stranded DNA binding. Gene Ontology annotation, cellular component: synaptonemal complex; central element; transverse filament. The record is from RefSeq and is a predicted model, not a curated record. Gene Ontology annotation, biological process: lateral element assembly; chiasma assembly; meiotic DNA repair synthesis. The transcript has 21 exons.
AUGGAGAGAGGAUUCAACUUCAAGCUGUUGGUGCCUCCUAGAGUCAACCCAAUCCCAGGACAGGUUUCUACCGUCAAACCACAGGAAAUAGUGGAGGAUGGGGGAUGUUUCAUGCAAGCUUUGCAGCAGGGUUAUAAUAAAUGUUUGGACAAAGAGUCAAACAUGCCUUUUCCCUCUAUGAAUACGGUUGUGCCAACAAAACCCACCAGAUCAGAUGUAUUCAAGAUGAAAGUUGUGCCACCAAUGGAAAAUGAAGAAACCAAUUGCAAACCCAGUCAGCUGUAUUCAAAACUGUUUGAAGAAGUUCAGAAAGUAAAAUAUUGGAAAGUCAAAGUGGACUCAGAAGCUGUGCAAAAAGACAGGAAGCUGCAAGAAAACAAAAGAACAAUUGAAACCCAACGUAAAGCCAUUCAAGAAUUGCAGUUCGGAAAUGAAAGCCUCAGCAUAAAACUAGAGGAUCAGAUCAGUGAGAAUGAUGAUCUGCAGAACAAAAACAAUGCAACACGGAACCUAUGUAAUAUACUAAAGGAUACGUUUGAAAGAUCAGCUGAGAAAAUCCAUCUAUUUGAAUCUGAAAGAGAGGAAACCCAUCACUUGUUCAUGGAAAACAGUGAAACUAUUCAGAGGAUGAAUUCUGCCUUUGAAAGCCUACGUAUUCAAGCAGAAACUGACCGCCAUGAAAUGCUGAAAGUCAAAGAGGAUUUGGAAGAAUUUGCCGUUUUAAAGGAGAAGUUUGAGAAAGAAUUCAGUAUGAAAGAAGAAGAGGAAAGUAGAAAAGCUAUUGCUACAGCAUUAGAAAGCAACAAAGAGGAGAAUGCAAAGGUCAUUGCCAAGAAAGACUCAAGCUUGGAAGAGCUCAACAAAAUAAAAGAUCAACAAGCAGACAAGCUUGUACAGAUUCAGGCCACAGCCCAGGAAUUUCAGACAUCAUUAACAGUUGAGAUACAGAGGGCAAAAGAACUUGAACUGAAGCUUACGGCAGUCACAGAGGAACUUCACAGGAAAAACCUUGAAUUAGGUAAAGUAUUGCUCGGCUUCGCCUCAGGGGAAUUGAAAUCCUUAAAUGUCAAAGUUGAAGAGCAAGGCCAAGACACUGAGAAUCUGCAGAAGAAACUUGAAGAAAGUUGUGGAGAUCUGCAGGCUGAGCUCUCAAAGAAAGAUAAACAAAUGAAAGCAGUGGAGUCAAAGCUGUCCAACCUGAAGAUAAAAUUAGAGAGUAAAACUAAAGUCCAGGACGAAUACCAAAAAGAGAUAAACAAAUUGAAAGAGGAGUCAGAAAAUGUUCAACGAUCAAAUGAAGAGGAAUGUAAAAAUUUGCUUGAUGACCUUGAAACCAAAUCAACAUCUGAGACAGAGCUUCAGAAAAAGGUGCAAAAGCUACAUCUUACAGCAACAGAUGCCGUCAAGAGUAAGGAAGAUACUGAAAUCAAAUGUCAGAACAAGAUAGCAGACAUGGUUGCCUUGAUGGAAAAGCACAAGAACCAGUAUGACAAAAUGGUUGACGAGAAAGAUGCAGAGCUUGAUGAGAAGAAGAGGAAAGACAUGGAGGCAACUGCUAAUAGAACAUCACUGGAAUUGGCGCUGUCACAGCAGAACAUUGAGAAUGACCGUUUGAAGGAACAACUAAAGAAAGAAAUGAACGAGAGGGAAACCGAAGCUCUCAGAACUCCAUCUUGGAGCUCCACCAAUAUAGUUAGUGCAACACCACGGAUUAAGUCUUACAGAAUCAGAACUCCUCCGUCCACUGGGAAAUCUGUGCCCUGGGGGAAGAGCACCUUGGAGCUUGACCCCAAGUCUGACAGCUCGGAACAUAAUGAUUUAUUGAUCCAGAGCCCUGCCAUUCAGAAAUCACCUGGGAGUACUUUAAAGCUCGCUGCAAUGAAAAGGAUGCGGGAUGCUGGUUGGACAUCUGUCACUGGUGCUGAAAAGAAGAAGAAAAAAACAGUUGAAAAGAUCUUUGCAUAA